Molecule: messenger RNA, 1465 nt
Organism: Dendrobium catenatum
Lineage: Eukaryota; Viridiplantae; Streptophyta; Magnoliopsida; Asparagales; Orchidaceae
Product: putative dihydroflavonol 4-reductase
Exons: 6
Coding region: 138-1163 (341 amino acids)
Source: RefSeq, a predicted model, not a curated record
UUAAGUGCGAUAACGUGGCGCUUCCAGACGCUCUCUAUGUAAUAAUUUUUCCACAGCUUGUGAUAGGGUACUUGGGCGCUGGCAUCCUAUGUAAUUUCAGUUGGGAAGAGCGAUCACUUGAGAGGAACCGAGAAGAGAUGCUGAUUCUAGUGACCGGUGCGUCUGGUUACCUCGGUGGCAAUCUCUGUCGCGCACUUAUAGCUGACGGUCACACGGUUAGGGCCUUUGUGCGGCCCAGCAGCGAACUCAGUUCCCUCGGAAUUGGCGGCGGAGGAGAAGUUGGAGAUUCUUCGCUGGAGCUUGCGUACGGAGACAUUACUGACCCCCCUUCCCUCCUCGAGGCCUGCGCUGGCUGCGAAGUCAUUUUUCACGCCGCGGCACUUGUCGAGCCCUGGCUUCCGGACCCUUCCAGAUUCUUCUCGGUAAACGUGGGUGGCCUAAGAAACAUUUUACAAGCAUCUAAAGAGACAAAGACAAUCAAGAAAAUAAUCUAUACAUCAUCCUUUUUUGCUCUUGGCUUCACUGAUGGCUACGUUGCAGAUGAGAAACAGGUCCAUCAAGGCAAGGUUUUUUGCACGGAAUAUGAGAAAUCGAAGGCCAUUGCAGACAAAAUUGCAUUGGAUGCUGCAGCCAAUGGUGUUCCUAUUGUUCUUCUCUAUCCAGGAGUCAUCUAUGGACCGGGAAAGCUUACAACUGGAAAUAUUCUUGCACACAUUCUAAUCGAACGUUUCAGUGGACGUUUACCCGGUUACAUAGGCCAUGGAAAUGAUAUGUUGUCAUUUGUUCAUGUAGAAGAUUUGGUCUACGGACAUAUAGCUGCAAUGUAUAAAGGCCAAGUUGGCGAGAGGUAUCUGCUCACAGGGGAAAAUGCAUCAUUUAUACAAGUUCUUGAUAUUGCUGCAGCCAUCACGAAAACAAGCAAGCCGAGGCUUCACAUUCCUAUGUGGCUGAUAGAACUUUAUGGUUGGAUAUCAGUUUUCUUUGCUAGGAUGACUGGCAAACUCCCUCUUAUCAGUUAUCCAACUGUGAGAGUUAUGAAACAUCAAUGGGCAUAUUCAUGCGAGAAGGCUAGAGAUCAGUUGGAUUAUCGUCCAAGAAGCUUGAAUGAAGGCUUGGCAGAGGUGCUUCCUUGGCUCAAAAGCUUGGGGUUGAUAAAAUACUAAGUAAUGGUUGGCUUCGGUACAUUACAUGUUCUUUAGUUGGCGAGUCCUAAAUCAGAAUCCUGAAGAGAGCAAUAAUGGAGUGUCCAAUGGCGGUUUCCAUCAAUAGUUUGCUGGUAAAUUGAAGAUAUAAUAAUGAAAAGAGCUAAAUCAAACUCUUUUAUUGCGAUGAAGUAAUCAUUGUGAAUGUAUACUGGAGGCAUCUUUGAAGUAAGUGUUAAGGAUAUGCUGAUACAAAGUUUAUGAAGAUAGAUAUUUGAUGUAAAUGGAAUUAUGGACUAAUUAAAAUUUUGCUAAGUUCUUGA